AUGCGACACUGGCAACAACUCGGGCAACGAACACGGUUGUCACCAUGCUUGCUUUCUUCUCGCGUAAAUACAACCAUUCGACCUUCCAUUUCGGUCCACACAACGUUCUCGCCUUUGUCGCCUUCACACCAUCGAUUAAACCUUAUCCGAGCCCAUGGCACGCAUCACCACCACCACGGAGAAGAGGGUCAUGUGCAUGCUGAUCUUGCUAGUACUUUACAGCAAUCGAGCAAACGAGGAAUGCGUAUCACACUUGCCGGGUUAUUUGCCAACGUUGGCUUGACGGUAUCCAAGGGCAUCGCUGGAUGGAUGUGCAACUCGGCAUCCUUAUUGGCCGAUGCAACCCAUUCGCUCAGCGAUCUAAUGAGCGACUUUACAACCUUGUACACAUUCAAAAUGUCACGAAAGCCACCAGAUGCACUUUACCCUUACGGAUAUGGCAAAUUUGAGACAAUGGGUUCCUUAGCAGUGGCUGGAUUUCUGCUUGCAGGUGGUGCUGGUAUUGGUAUUCACUCUUUUGAUUUGCUCCUUGCUGCUAUCAAUCCUGCUACGGUACAAGAAGCAGCUGCUGUCGCUACUCAAGAAAGCAGCAGCGGAUUUUUCCACCAUCAUCAUCACCGUGGAGAUGUACUCGAUCCAAAUGCUGCAUGGUUUGCACUUGCCAGUGUCAUUAUCAAGGAAGGAUUAUACAGAGCAACAAUCAAGGUCGCCAAGGAGGAAAGAAGCGAUGUAUUGGUUGCAAAUGCCUGGCACCACCGAGCGGAUGCAUAUUCGAGUAUUGUAUCUCUCGUAGCCAUUGUGGGUAGCUAUGCUGGUAUACCGGUCCUCGAUCCUAUUGGCGGUUUGAUUGUGUCGGCAAUGAUCAUCAAAAGUGGCAACGGUAUCCUCAUGUCGUCAUUACGUGAACUUAUGGAUAAGGGCAUUGGUCAUGAAACAAUCAUGGAUAUCAACCAGGCAAUUUCAGAGGUCAAGAAAAAGGAACAUGAUCUGCUUGAUUUUCAUUCGGUGCGUGGCAGAAAGCAAGGACCUUUUCAUCAUGUGGAUCUGGUAUUGCGGGUCGAUCGACAGCUUCCCAUGCACAAGGCCCAUCAUUUGGAACAGGUUGUGCAGGAUUCAAUCAAACGCCAUUUCCCUGAUAUCCAACAAGUGAUGAUCUACCUUGAGACGAAAGAUAACAAUCAUACCAGCGCCAACAACAACAUCCCUCCACCUCCUUCGUCAUCACAGCAUCAACAUCAGCAUUAA
This is a messenger RNA of Lichtheimia ornata, 1245 nucleotides long. RefSeq lists its product as uncharacterized. The transcript has 8 exons. Bases 1 to 1245 code for a protein of 414 amino acids. The record is from RefSeq and is a predicted model, not a curated record. Gene Ontology annotation, cellular component: membrane. Gene Ontology annotation, biological process: monoatomic cation transport; transmembrane transport. Gene Ontology annotation, molecular function: monoatomic cation transmembrane transporter activity. Lineage: Eukaryota; Fungi; Mucoromycota; Mucoromycetes; Mucorales; Lichtheimiaceae.